Messenger RNA from Protopolystoma xenopodis, 279 nucleotides. Lineage: Eukaryota; Metazoa; Platyhelminthes; Monogenea; Polystomatidea; Polystomatidae. The record is from the annotation of a GenBank genome assembly.
AUGAGCAAUGCCUCUCGAUUAUCGACUCGUUCUAGGCUUCAGACAGCUCUAGCUAAUGAGGCUCGUGCCAUUGAGACUGAGAAGGCGGCAAAGGAACGAAUAGAAGGAAUGGUUGCUGAUCGGGAGGCUGCCGUUGAGCGUGCCAGGUCCUUGGCAGAGGCGCAUUAUACUAGCCUGAGACGCCGAUUGGAGGCCGAAUGGAAUGCGGAGCGUGAUGAAAUUAGCAAGCAGGCUGAGCAACAGCUUGGCAGCACAAGAAUUCCAAAGAAACAGCUAUAG